GGUUGAAAUUUUGAUCGCGUUGAACGAUGAGGGUAUUUUUCGGUAGCGUUGACUGAAGUAAAUGAGGGAACUGAUGAAGAUUGUAGAUUUGUAUUCAAACUGGAUAACGAUGAUAAAAUUGUAUGCUGUUGUGUUUGUUGAUCGAGAGUAUGGAGUAUUGGCUGACGCCAAUAAAAUGUAGUUGGUGUGAUUAUGUGACGAAUUUGUUUCGACCAAAAGUUGGCAAUAAAUGUGGCUAAUUUUUUCUCUUCUUCAGCGUAUAGUUGUGGAAGUUUUUCGAUGAUUUUAGGGUCAUCCUUUUCUGCAAUUAAAUGAGUGAGAUUUUCAAUUUUUUGUUCGAUAUUGCCGAUAUUCUCAGUAACAUAUUUAAUAGUUCAUUCUAGCAAUUGUUUGCCGGAGGAUAGACAGAUAUCGUUCCAUUUUUAAUAAAGUCAUGUUGUCAGCGCCAAUUGUUGGUGUGGGAAAGUGAGUGAGGGAAGAUGGUAAUGAACUACGGGUAGUAUGAGUUUUGCGGAUAGCAUUGUGAUUACGAAAACGGAUCUGACGAUUAAUUUUACGUUUAAGUAUGACAUCAUUCGGGAGAGGAGGUUUUUUUAUCGGAUUUUGUCUUUCUUGAACUUCCUCCGACAUCUGGCGGAGCUUUUCACAGCGCGUCGAAUGAUGUGUUGCACUAGGCUUACUGUUCGGUGGUUACGGAGAAUUCUUGAUUUUACAGUUAUUGGUGCUAAAUCGCAUUAGCACAAAAUCGACUUUUUAUACGGAGAACAGAAUCGGUCCAAAUUUUUUUUUGAAGAGCUUAUGAUAUGAGUCGACGGGCAGCAAAGUAUCUCUUGAUUCAAAUCACAUUUCACACUUUGGUGCCAUUUAAAAUGCGCUAGUAUUCGCGCGAAAAUACGAAAAGUGAUUUGAAUCAAGAGAUACUUUGCUGCCCGUCGAUUCAUAUAAUAAGCUCUUCAGAAAAAAAAUUUGGACCGAUUCUGUUCUCCGUAUAAAAGGUCAAUUUUGCGCUAAUGCUUGCUUGUUUGGAGUAUAUUCUAUUGGGUGUAUUCGCCUGAAAGCGGUCGGAAGGGUCCGGAUUAUUGAAUAUGAUGAUGGGAUGUAAUUCUGAUGAGUUUCAUAACGAUUGGAGGGGCUAAAGUUAGUGGGCGGAUUUCACGUCUGAUGCGGACCUUUGGUAAAUGCCAAAUGUAAUUGUUUUCAAGCUGUCGCACAUCUUUUAUCCCACGUCUUUGAAGUCCCAUCUUUUUGAAGUCUAGUCACACCUCGAUUAUCGUCUUAAACGGCAUUCAUCAUGAAGAUGUUACUGUAAAAUUGUUUUUUCUAAACAUUUUUGCAAAUAUCAUGUUUUCUCAAAAAAGAACUAAUGCGUUUGGCGGGUGUUACCCUAGUGAAAUAUUUUUUAUAAAUUCUGAUAAGAGUCUUAUGAGAAUUUUACGUGGAUCUUAUGUAAAAUUCCGCAAGAUAUAAGAUAAGUAUAAGAUUCGUAUACGAUUUACAUAAGAUACUGAUAAGGAAUCCAUAAGAGCUGGCGAAAAGUCGUGAUUUUCUCUUAUUAGAUACUUAUAUCGAUAUCCGAUAUGAUCCUGAUAAGAUUCUUGGAAGAUUUCGUUAAAACAGAUUAUAUAAUUAGCUGCUGGUAACAACUUAUUAAAAUGUUUUUCAACGAUACAUUCUCGGUCGCGAUCAAUUCCGAAACUCGUUUCUCUGACCACUUACUAUUGAAUAAUGAGUCAUGUAAGUAGCUGUACAGGAAGUUCUUUUAUGACUCUUUCUAGUGCUUUAUUAAGACAGGUAUGAAAGGAGUUUUGAUGCAUAUUAAUAUUACUGGAACUGCUGUGUCUUCUACGACUUAGAGAGUCCAAACUGAAUGCCAUCUUACAGAGAAAAAAGGAUCACAAUUCACAUUUUUGUAGAGGUUCGUUUGAAAAAGUGGAAUGUAUGCGAUUGAGUGAGAUGUCGUGCUGUGUAGGCUUCUGUCACAUUAUUUUUCGAACUUCAUUCUCUUUAUUUAUUCAUGAUAAAUUAAGAGAAGUUAUUCGGUGGCCCUAAAAAGAGGAAAAAAGGAAAGGAAAAUCAUUGUCUAAGACAAAGACACAUUGUCCUUUUACACAUUUUUCGCCAGCUCUUAUGGAUUCCUUAUCAGUAUCUUAUGUAAAUCGUAUACGAAUCUUAUACUUAUCUUAUGGAAUGCUUGGGACUAUCUUGCAGAAUCUUAUAUAAGAUCCACGUAAGAUUCUCAUAAGAUUCCUGUUAGAUGCUUACCUGUAACAUGCACGUUUCGUGUAAGCUUCCCGACUGUUCCUUAUAUAAGAUUCGGUGUCUAGGGUAAUAGCAAUUCAUCGUUGCAACGGGUUGUAAAGUUUGAUAAAUUUUUGAAUGUUAUUAGUUUGGAUAAAGAACUUUAAGAAGAUCGUUUAAGAAGGAAAAUGGACAGAAUAUGUUGAAUAAAAAGUAUUGAUAUAGGCUGGACUGUAAGAUGAAUUUUUGUUUUAAUUUUGCCUAUAAUGUAAAUGAAAGGUGCAGAAUGUACCCGUGAGUUUGAAAACGAACGGUAAAAGUUUUGAAAAAUUGAAAAUAUGCAGGUAAAAUGGCAAUGUACAGUGAGCAGUCUGUAUGAACGAACAAGUUUUUCUCUAAGUUAGUCCGAAAGAGUUUCCACGGUGGAAAUUUGUGUGAAAACGGUGUGAUUAAACAACUUAGUACCGGAUUAUUGAACAACUCUGUAGGAACAGGAGCAAGGGUAGCUGCUGCGUCUUUAGCAUCCUAUUCGAUAUUCCUGAUGAGGUUCCCUUCGACACAUCUAAAUGUAGACGAAUAUCAAAAACCUCAGAAACAUUUACAGUAAUUCCUGACGUAACAAUUUUUGACAUUGGAAGAGAUGCCUAGGGUGGAGGAGAGUAGUAGCAUCCUUUGUGCUGACCGACGAAAAAUGCUGAUUAAGUCGUGCUCUAUUAACUGGACUGAUUCCAAUAUUUUUAGCCAAGGGAUCGUACAACGAUGGGAUGCUAGCAUGUUUUGAUCUUCUUAAGCAAUGUUUUAAUAAGUUCCACCAGGAUUUAGAUGUGUUUCUCCUAGAAGAAAUUCUUUGAAAGUAAACAUCUUUCGCAAUCGAAGUUUAUGUUUCUAAACGAUUAUUAGCUUUCAAAUAUUUUUUAUGAUCAGUUUGACUUCCUGUCUCCUGAUAUUUUUUAUUGCGUUUUUGCUUCGUUCGAUGCAAUUUCCUUAACUUGUCCGUAAACCAAGGUUGAUUGCGAGAUGUGACAGUUAUCCAUUUAUUAAUUAAAAUGGUAUUGGCUAUAUUCAAAAGUUUAAGUUGGAAAGUAGUUACUCUGUCCUCACAGUUAUUCUACGAUGCUAACAGUGAAUUCCAGUUUACUGAAGAUGGCUCAGAUCUAAAAAGUUCCCAAUCCGACUCUUUGCAUUUGUUUUAAGGUGUAUUAAUCAUGCUAGUGUACUCUACUGUGGAACAACAAAUACGAAUCUACUUAGAUUAAAUUCUCUUCAAUAUGGUGCAAGUUUAGCCGUUUCUGGAGCUAUGAGAGGUAGUUUACAUGAAAAAGUAUGUACUGAAUUAGGAUGGGUACCACUUUUUAUCAAACAAGAAAACGAAGACGUAUUUCCAGCUAUACCUAUUAAAUAUGAUUUUUUCGCUAUUCAUCGUCUAUGUUUAUAA
Didymodactylos carnosus is the source of this 3673-nucleotide messenger RNA. The record is from the annotation of a GenBank genome assembly. NCBI's taxonomy places the organism in Eukaryota, Metazoa, Rotifera, Eurotatoria, Philodinida, Philodinidae.